This is a messenger RNA of Panonychus citri (citrus red mite), 1528 nucleotides long. RefSeq names its product GTP-binding protein 10 homolog. The transcript is spliced from 3 exons. Bases 102 to 1295 code for a protein of 397 amino acids. Gene Ontology annotation, molecular function: GTPase activity; GTP binding. Lineage: Eukaryota; Metazoa; Arthropoda; Arachnida; Trombidiformes; Tetranychidae. Gene Ontology annotation, cellular component: mitochondrion. The record is from RefSeq and is a predicted model, not a curated record.
UUAUGUGAUGAACAUGUGAUCGAGAUUUUUAAAUGUUUUCAAUUACAAGUUGAAUUAAUUUAACUAAUUGUUGAUUUGAUUAGAAUAGUUUUCUAAUUGUGAUGGUAUAUUUAAGCUGUUUAAGGUUAACUAGAAGGUCUUUUGACAAAGCGUCACUUGAUUUGUCUCGAAAGCUUCAAAAGAACAAUUUUAAAUUUUUAGAUUCUUUGCAUUUAAAAGUAACUGCUGGUAAAGGUGGAAAUGGUUUAGAGUUUUACAAUGGUAUUGGAGGAGAUGGAGGUGAUAUAUUACUUCAAGGGGAUAAAAAUCGGAAAACGCUCAAUGAAAUUUUAGCUUAUACUACAAGUCGACUCAUUUCUGGGGCAAAUGGUAAAGAUAGUCGAAUUGAUUGUUUAUUACCCAUGAAGGCUAAGCCCAAAUUGAUAAGAGUACCAUUAGGUGUUACUAUUUACAGUACGUCUAAAGAGUUAAUCGCUCAUGUGGAUAAACACCAAGAGAAAGUUCUUGUUGCCAAGGGAGGUGCCGGUGGUUCAGAUGAUAAUAAAUAUGUUGGUCAAUUAGGUGAAUAUAAGGAACUAAUCGUCGAUCUUAAAUUGAUUGCCGAUGUUGGUUUCGUUGGUUUUCCAAAUGCUGGUAAAUCUACUCUAUUAACGGCAAUUUCGAAAGCGACUCCUAAAAUCGCAAGUUAUGCCUUCACAACUUUAACACCCAAUAUUGGAACCAUUGAGUAUAGUGAUCUAUUUAAAAUCACUUGUGCAGAUUUACCUGGUCUAAUUGAAGGAGCUCACGACAAUGUCGGCUUGGGCCAUGAGUUUCUUAAACACGUUGAAAGGACUAAAUUGUUACUAUUUGUUAUCGAUGCUGAUGGUUUUCAAUAUGGACCAGAUUAUCCUCAUCGAUCUGCUUUGGAUACCUUAUUAUUAUUAAACAAGGAGCUCGAAUUAUAUGAUCCGUUAAUCUUAGAUAAACCAUCUCUUCUUGUUAUAACCAAGAUUGAAAAACCAGGAAACAAAUUGAAAUACAAACAAUUCCUUGAAGAUCUGAGGAAAACUGUCUCAACCAAUUUUAGUUCAAUUCCCCCUGAAAUGAGACCGUUACAAUUUACUUUGCUACAAGACAUUUUACCGAUAUCAUCUCAUUCUGGUCAUAAUAUAUUAUUUUUAAAGAAUCGACUGAAAAAACUUAAAAGAAGACACUAUGAAGAUUAUAAUCCAUAUGAUGACGAUGCCGAUUCAAGUAUAUUAUCAAUAAUCGAAAAAAAGUUGAACCAAAUAAUCGAGAUCAAUACAAUGUAAAGUUGGUUAAUCAAUUCAUCAGAAAAAAAAGAUCAAAUCUCCAACGAAAACAAAGAUCAACAAUUUGGACUAAUCAUUUCAAAUGUCAUCAACUUGAAAAGAAAUAGUUAAUCACUUAGAUUGUUUAUAUUCAUGUAAAUAUCAAAAUAAUGUACAAAGUCAAAAUUUCUUUGUAGCAAUUAACAUAUUAUUGUUACUAAUAGUUCUGAAUUAGUAACAAUCAACAAACUGCA